CUGGAACCUUCUUCACACCGAAAUUUUCAACCUCAUCUCCUCCAUCUUCCCAUCGCCAGAGGAGCCUUCUGUCCUCCCUCAACAACGCUUUGAUGCGACUAAAUGCAUUGUGUGUUGCUAUACAUCGUUACUGGCAUCAUUUGGAUUCGCCAUAGCAUCUCAAUUAGUAGCCUAGCUUUCUGCAACCUGUUUGCAGACAUCAAUACGGAACUUUGUCGCAUUUUCUCAUUGAAUUCACGUUUCCUAUGUUUCGUCAACGAUUCACUGCGCGUGACAAGACUCGGAAAGAGAGCAAGCAUCGUUCAAUACCACUCUUUCAGACUGACCUCACAGCAUAGAACAGUUUUUGAGCCUACGGAGAUUCAGUCUGACUUCAUUGCCAAGGCUUAUAUGUUCCCAUUUGAAACAUCACGGCAUUAUUCCCGGGGCAAAGACUGGUUUUCUAGCACAGCCGGGCUGUUCCCACAUAAGAAACGGCAUCUGGUAAAGGUUUGAGGAUAUGUGGGGCAAUGCUGCAGAUCUAUUCAAGCAUUGUCAUCCUCAUGCUUUGUCAGACUCCGUUUACCUUCACUAAACUGCCAUUUACAUGCCAUCUACUCUUAGCUGAUACUGUGACAUACUUGAAACUCCUUUGCCAACACUCUGGCCCUUACCCCUUUCCUUCUGGAUUGGACCAUACCAUGGUAUAGGCCUAUUUUGGUGCAAAGGAGAGGAAAUCAGACCUACUACUCACCGCGGCAUCCUGUCCUUCGGGCGUGGGUGCAGUGGUCCAUCUUUUACGGUCUACAUGCCACCUUCAUGCAUUUUCUGCAGCUGGCGAUCUGAUGUUAGCAAUGCUGACAGGCAUGCGGCACAGCUGCACGGCAUAGGCGAAGGAUGCCUUGACAGCCCAUGGGGACCGAUACCGUUUCAGGCUUAUUCGAUCUAUCAGCUAUAUAUAAACACAACUCCAAACCAAUCUAAGCAUUCCAUCGUCUUUUCUCUCAG
Messenger RNA from Mytilinidion resinicola, 987 nucleotides. RefSeq lists its product as uncharacterized. NCBI's taxonomy places the organism in Eukaryota, Fungi, Ascomycota, Dothideomycetes, Mytilinidiales, Mytilinidiaceae. The record is from RefSeq and is a predicted model, not a curated record. The coding region runs from base 103 to 495 and encodes 130 amino acids. The transcript has 2 exons.